UAUCCUCCUGGGUUUUUAUAACACAUCAGGGUUCUUCCCCCUUUGGCAUUACUAAAUUAUAUUGCCAAACCUUGAGAUCUUCCCACUUUCAAAUACAAUAAAAAGAUGAGUUGCGUUCAAAAUCCUGAGCUUCCCAACCCAGAAACUGUUGUCCACGUUCAAGAUUUGGUCUCCCUUGAAAACCCAGAUUCCAAACACUCCAUUUUUGCUUCUUUGUUUCAAAACCAUUACCCUCCUGGCUUUUCCCGAAAGCUGGUGGCGGAGGUGAUAGCCACGUACUUGCUAGUGUUUGUGACUUGUGGAGCAGCCGCAUUGAGCGCCAGCGACGAACGGAGAGUCUCACAGCUUGGAGCCUCCGUGGCUGGCGGCCUCAUCGUGACGGUAAUGAUCUACGCUGUCGGACACAUUUCUGGCGCCCAUAUGAACCCGGCUGUCACCUUAGCUUUCGCUGCAACUCGACACUUUCCAUGGAAACAGGUUCCAUUGUAUGGAGCAGCACAAUUGAGUGGUGCAACUUGUGCGGCCUUUACACUUCGCAUAUUAUUGCAUCCCAUAAAACAAUUGGGCACAACAACGCCAUCGGGGACAGACUUUCAAGCAUUGGUCAUGGAGAUUGUGGUUACUUUCUCAAUGAUGUUCGUCACAUCCGCUGUUGCAACUGACACUAAAGCAAUAGGAGAGCUAGCAGGUAUGGCAGUUGGGUCAGCUGUGUGUAUCACUUCCAUCUUAGCUGGACCUGUAUCAGGAGGGUCAAUGAAUCCUGUGAGGACAUUAGGACCUGCAUUGGCAAGUGAAUAUUAUAAAGGACUUUGGGUGUACUUUGUUGGGCCGGUUACUGGAACUCUAUUGGGGGCAUGGUCAUAUAAAUUCAUACGUGCCAGUGACAAACCUGUGCACUUAAUUUCUCCUCACUCAUUUUCGUUCAAACUUCGAAGAAUGUCAAGAUCAGAUGUUAGUGAGAGUGAAAAGUGAGCGUUGGCUCCUCGUCUUCUUCCAUGUCUAAGAUAUUUGGAAUGUUGGAAAAGAUGUGAAAUAGUUUGAGUGUUUCAUGGUGUACUAUGCUAUAAGCUUCUUUAUUAUAGCUUAGCAUGUAUGAGAAGCAGUGAUUGUAACUUCCAUCUUCCAUGUAUGAAAAUUUCUUCCUUUGCUCA
Messenger RNA from Cucurbita maxima (winter squash), 1151 nucleotides. Its product is annotated as aquaporin NIP2-1-like. The transcript is spliced from 5 exons. NCBI's taxonomy places the organism in Eukaryota, Viridiplantae, Streptophyta, Magnoliopsida, Cucurbitales, Cucurbitaceae. Gene Ontology annotation, biological process: transmembrane transport. The coding region runs from base 106 to 972 and encodes 288 amino acids. Gene Ontology annotation, molecular function: channel activity. The record is from RefSeq and is a predicted model, not a curated record. Gene Ontology annotation, cellular component: membrane.